AUGCCCCCAAAAACCCAAGAGGCUGAUGACAAGCGUCAAGCCGCCAGAGAAGUCAUCGAUAUCCUUCAGGAGAUCUCCGACCUGCUGAACACAAACCUGGACCGGACAGAGCUGUCGCUUUGUGUGUCUCUCAUUGAAAACGGGGUCAACCCCGAUGCUUUGGCGACUGUCAUCAAGGAUCUGCGCAAGGAGACUGGUUCGAAGCGCGUAGGUAAUGCUCACGUGGAGUAA
Penicillium mononematosum is the source of this 231-nucleotide messenger RNA. RefSeq names its product mitotic-spindle organizing protein 1. Gene Ontology annotation, cellular component: spindle; centrosome; interphase microtubule organizing center. The record is from RefSeq and is a predicted model, not a curated record. Gene Ontology annotation, biological process: gamma-tubulin complex localization; mitotic spindle assembly; microtubule nucleation by interphase microtubule organizing center. Lineage: Eukaryota; Fungi; Ascomycota; Eurotiomycetes; Eurotiales; Aspergillaceae. The transcript is spliced from 3 exons. The coding region runs from base 1 to 231 and encodes 76 amino acids.